CAAGGAGGCCCUCUGGGCACUACUGUAAAAAGGAGACUCCUGCAAAGGAUGAAGCUUCAUGUUAUACAUCUGCUGGGUCUGUCCCUCCUUUUGGCUCACGCUUAUUGUACAGUGGCCAAGAGAAGUGGAGGGCUUGGUGGGAAAAUAAGUCUCUUUAAGAAGACCCCCAAAACAAAUAGUCCAGAAAAAAAGUCCAAGGGUGAAACUAUAAAACAACCUAAACAACAGUUUAACCAAGGAGGCCACCCUCAGCAACCAGCGCAGCCAGGAGGUUACCCUAAUCAAGGAAGCUACCCUCAGCAACCAGCGCAGCCAGGAGGUUACCCUAAUCAAGGAAGCUACCCUCAGCAACCAGCGCAGCCAGGAGGUUACCCUAAUCAAGGAAGCUACCCUCAGCAACCAGCGCAGCCAGGAGGUUACCCUAAUCAAGGAAGCUACCCUCAGCAACCAGCGCAGCCAGGAGGUUACCCUAAUCAAGGAGGCCACCCUAAUCAAGGAGGUUACCCUAACCAAGGAGGCUACCCUAAUCAAGGAGGUUACCCUAACCAGGGAGGCUACCCUAAUCAAGGAGGUUACCCUAAUCAAGGAGGUUACCCUAAUCAAGGAAGUUACCAUAAUCAUGGAGGCUACCCUCGUCAACCAAGCGGAUACCCUAAUCAAGGAGGUUACCCUAAUCAAGGAGUUCGACCAGGAGGUAACCCAGCACAGGGCUCCCCAUACGGUGGAGGUUAUGGAGGAUAUGGUGGAAAUGGAGGUUAUCCCGGUGGAUAUAUGAACUACAACCCGAACAACAGAGUCCUGAGCCCUCACUACGGAGGUAGCUUUGGAUAUGGGGGUCAGGGUGCUGGUGGUGGCUCUCCCUUUUCCCACUCAGUCCAGUCGAUGGGCAUGCGUCCCUCCGACCGAUCCAGAGGGUUUGGACGCAGCGCGGUGAUGGCAGCCGGCGGAGGGGCCUUGGUAGGGAUGGCCCUGGGCUACGGGCUCGGGAGGUUCCCCCGUCCUCCCUUCAGCUUCCACAACCCCCAGGAGGAGCAUUACUACAACCACUACAUGUACAGGAGAUACGGGGCCAAGUCCACCGACGCCAACGACUACAGCCGAGACUACAGGUACAGCCAACUCCCUCAGACCUACGACAGCUACAUGGACUCCUGCAUGAAGAGGGCCGACCUUCUGCCAGCGGGGAAUCCCAAGCCAGUCGACACCAACAACAACCCGGCCGCUACUACCACAAUUAAAAUUGCAACCAACUCAACGUCUUCUGUAACUAACACAACUAAUUUCGCUGUUCCAGAUGUGAGCAUCAGCAGCAACACAACGAAGAGCAACGGCACUGCAACAGGAAACUCUUCGACCGCCACAACUUCUUCACCGCUCCUUUUAAAUAAGUCCGAACCCGUCCCAGUGCCUCGAGAUUUUCAGGUUCUCACAAAAGCUGCUACCGAUGAUGACGACGAUGCCGUCAGCAUCGUGGAGAUCGGCUACCCGGCACUGAUCGAGCAGGUGAAGGCAAGGAGAUGUGUGGAGCUGUACAUGGUCUAUGCCGAAAAAUACUUGAAGAAAACGACAGAGCCCAUCCCCACGGGUGGGGUGCAGCAACUGGAGACAGGCUUGAGGGGUCUCCUAGCUGUGCUCACCAGCUCUGUGUUGAUGUUGCUGAAUUGCAACAUGAAGCUGCUGCACUGAGUCCUUCAUCAAGAGUUGCAGUGAUGGAGAAAUAUAGAAAUGAGGUUUACGACAAUGAAUGUGUCAAAGGUAUUAAAUGGCAGCGGGGAUAUAGGGGCAGUUGGAUGAUUCUUAAUAACCCCAGGCCAACUUUUUGAAUUUUGAGAAAGAAAUCUUGAUGAGGUUUGGGUAGAUUGCCAAGAUGAACUAUAAAAACUUACCAAUACGGUGGCACUAGAAAAAAUUCUUUCAAAACAAAUGACGUCUAAACUUGCACAUUUUAGCAUUAAAACACCCAAGAUGUUGAACAUGGCAGUGUCAUUUCUAGAGAGAUACUCAUGGGGUUGUAUGGAGAAAUACGUGCAUACACAUAUAUAUAAUUUUGUCAAUAGAAGUAAAAUUUGGAAUAAAACAAACAUCAUCUUAUAUUUUAUAAGCCUAUCACGUUGCUUAAAAUUACAUUUUGUUGUUUAAAACAUUGAAUUUCUUUUCAUAGAUUUAAAUGAAUAUGUUGAGUUGUGUGGCUUUUUAGCAGGCUGACAUUAGCAUCCUUUGGGUCGUCACAAAAGCCACCCAGAAACCACACACGAGAGCAUACGGUCUGUGUGGACUGUGGAGUCUGGUUUUAUUUGUUCCAACCAACUUUCCAGUGAUUAGUUUGAAUCCUGGAGCUGGAACGUGAAGUGAUAAACUGCGUAUAUAAACAGGAAAGUCCAAAGCAAAAUUAGAUCAUAAUAAUAUAGUUUGCGUUGGAGUAAUAAUCAUUUUGGUUUUUACACUGAGAAUAUUUGUAAUGGAUUAUACCUAUUUGAAACCUGUACUAAACUUAACUGAACAUGUUAUUAUGAUACAGUUAAUUAAAUACAAGAUACCCAAACAGAACCAACUGUUUCCUGAUAUUUAUGUCUGGAUUGGAUUUUUAAAAAAUAAAACAGUCCAUCUCCAUCCA
This is a messenger RNA of Gasterosteus aculeatus aculeatus (three-spined stickleback), 2614 nucleotides long. The record is from RefSeq and is a predicted model, not a curated record. NCBI's taxonomy places the organism in Eukaryota, Metazoa, Chordata, Actinopteri, Perciformes, Gasterosteidae.